GAGAAUCCUGUCAUUCCUGUCUGAUUGUUGUGCAAUGAUUAAAUUUAACCCAAAAUAAAAUUGUGAAAAAAAAACAUCUUUUUCAAAUUUUCGUCUGUAAAGGAGAGACAAUACUGAAAAAUAAAUCGAACGAGUCUCGACACAAUGUCAAAAAUAUUUAAGAAGCCGCCCCAUUGCAAGGGUAUAGACGAUCAUCAAAAAUACCUGUCUCGAAUAACAAAAACUUUAUAUUAUGGAAGACUGCCAAGAACCGAAAUGCUUAGCUUACCAGUAACAGAACUAGCCGUGGAAAUAUUCUCGGAAGCUCAAAAAGGUAGGUCUUUGGAGAGACUUCACUUUAACACGGCAUCAGAAAUAUCUAGAAAUGCUUGCGUAUCACCAUGCUCUCUUGUCUUGGCAAUGCUUUAUUUCGAAAGAUUAAAGAAAUGUAACAUUGAUUAUCUUGAGAGGACCAUGCCUUCAGACUUAUUCUUGGUUUCACUGAUGGUCUCUUCGAAAUUUCUUUUUGAUGAUGGACAAGUUGAUGAAGUUUUCAUGGAUGAAUGGGCCGCUUCUUCUGGGAUGACUUGCAAAGAAUUAGUCAAACUUGAAAAGGACUUUCUUAAGGCUAUAGAUUGGGAAUUAUUUGUGAGCGAACUGUUAUUUUGGGAUAAAUUACAUCAAAUAGAGAGUUUUUUGGCUCUCAAACAAGGAAAGGAACGAGGGCAUUUUACGUACACAGAACUGGAAACCUUGGGAGGUGUUGCACUUAAAGAUUUGCACAACUUACUACAUUGUGUCAUAGCUGUCUCGAUGAUUCUGGCCGCAACAUAUACAGCAGCACUCUUUACAAUUGUCGGAUCAUUUGCUAUCGCCAGUACCAUUCCUGGUACAAGUCUUUACCAAAUUAAGGAAACCACUGUGCCAAUUACUAAGAAUGACGUGUUGAAUGAUUAUUCUGCUCCAAGUGUAUCAGUAACCAAUCAGUCAAAUAUCGUAACUUUCCAGAAACAUCAUUUGGGUUCAGAGUUUAAUGCUGUUAAAGUCUUAAAGGCUAGCAUUUUAUUAGCUUCGAUUAAAUCUGACAACAGCUCGGCACAAAUUUCGACUUCUAAAGAAUGUAGAGAAAACUGUCAACAGGUGAAUUGGGAUUGGUGGAAUAUACCGAUCAUGACUUGGCUGUCAAGGACUUCAGAGUUCGUUAAGAGUUUCGAGUUGGAAAUGCCCGUUUUUUGGAAUUAUGUUUACUUCUUGGAAAAUAAAAUAAAUAAUGAGAAAUAUGCAUUUGUGGGCGAUCAUAUACAAAAGGCGACUAAGACCCGGAUUCAGGAUCAGUUGGAAAGGAGUUGGCAUGAAGAAUGGACCGAUAGUAUAAAAUGCCACUUGCCUUACUAUAAUUUGUUAUCUUAUUUGCAAACUGUCAAAUCCUAAGAAUGCAAUCGAUAACAGAAAUACACAUAUAUUAUAUUUUCUUUAUUUUUCAUAAUACUGUAUUUAGGCAAAUUCACUGUUUACAUCAUAUAAUCAGACUUAUUUUUUCAGCCCCUUCUAAAUAAUAAUAGCUUUUAUUUUAAUAACUACGAACGAAACAUUUUGCACAAACCUGUGGCAUGAACGAUUUUUUUUUGUUUCAAAAGCUGUUCAAGAAUAUUUGUUAAUUUUUGGGAAAUUAUAAUUUUUUUGGCCAUA
This is a messenger RNA of Anthonomus grandis grandis, 1668 nucleotides long. RefSeq names its product protein CNPPD1. Gene Ontology annotation, cellular component: nucleus; cyclin-dependent protein kinase holoenzyme complex. The record is from RefSeq and is a predicted model, not a curated record. Bases 145 to 1410 code for a protein of 421 amino acids. Gene Ontology annotation, biological process: regulation of cyclin-dependent protein serine/threonine kinase activity. The transcript is spliced from 6 exons. Lineage: Eukaryota; Metazoa; Arthropoda; Insecta; Coleoptera; Curculionidae. Gene Ontology annotation, molecular function: cyclin-dependent protein serine/threonine kinase regulator activity; protein kinase binding.